Messenger RNA from Amphimedon queenslandica, 1209 nucleotides. Its product is annotated as histone-lysine N-methyltransferase SETDB1-B-like. The transcript is spliced from 9 exons. Gene Ontology annotation, molecular function: histone H3K9 methyltransferase activity; protein binding; zinc ion binding. The record is from RefSeq and is a predicted model, not a curated record. The coding region runs from base 42 to 1187 and encodes 381 amino acids. Gene Ontology annotation, cellular component: nucleus. NCBI's taxonomy places the organism in Eukaryota, Metazoa, Porifera, Demospongiae, Haplosclerida, Niphatidae. Gene Ontology annotation, biological process: heterochromatin organization; negative regulation of gene expression.
UCACCUGGCAGUGGCAGCAGCAUACACUGCAUGUACUCAUCAUGACGUCUGUGUCACCGUCUCCAUUGAAGACUCUAUGCCAGAAUGUCUUCAGCUUUUUUGUGGAGGAUAUAUCUAAUGGAAAAGAAACUCUUCAGAUACCAUGUUUAAAUUGGGUUGAUACACGAUCUGUUCCACCAUUCAAUUAUGUUAAAGACUGCUGUUUGGAUUCUGGUGUUUCCAUGGAAACGGAUAACGGGUUUAUGAUUCGUUGUGGUUGUUCUGAUCAGUGCAGCUUGUCUCACUGUAGCUGUCGUCAAUUGACGGAAGAUGAGGGGCAGGGCUUGACUAGGCCGAAUAAAUCCAAUAUUACUGAUGGGUAUGAUAAUAGCAACAGAUUAAUGUCUAAACUUGUUUCUGGGUUAUACGAAUGUAACAAGUACUGUCAGUGUAGCAGCAGCUGUGGUAAUAGAGUAAUUCAAAAUGGCAUCAAACACAAGCUAAUGGUAUUCAAGACUAAGGACAUUGGGUGGGGUGUACUGACAUUAGAAGACAUACCCCAAGGAUCUUUUGUGUGUUCCUAUGUUGGACUCAUUAUGAAUGAUGAAAUAGCUAAUAGAACUGGCUUGGAUUUUGGAGACAAUUAUCUAGCAGAGCUAGAUUAUAUAGAAGUGCUGGAGUAUGCUAAGGAGUGUGAUGGUGGUAUCAGUGGUACAUCAUCUUCUGAAGGCUCAUUGGUAUUGUCAUCAAGCAGCAACAGUGACAGUGACACUUCAAACCAGAUCAGUACUACUGGCAGCAACAUGUCCUGCUCUCCAUUACUUAAUGAAGAUAAUGAUUUAAUUGAUGAAGAUGGACACUAUCUGGUCUCUUUAUCUUCAAAUACACCACAAUCAGGCCUUUCAUCUUAUUCGAUUCCAUUAACACGCUCAUUCUUCAAUGAAUCUCAUUCUUAUGUUAUUGAUGCCAGUUCUUAUGGUAAUGUAGCAAGAUUUAUUAACCAUAGCUGUUCUCCUAAUUUAUUUGUUCAAAAUGUUUUUGUUGAUUCUCAUGACAUUCGAUUUCCAUCUGUUGCCUUCUUUGCUCAGAGUUUAAUACCUGCCUAUAGUCAAUUGUUUUGGGAUUAUAAUUACAUCAUUGGAAGUGUUGAAGGAAAAGCUGUCAAGUGUAUGUGUGGAUCCUCUAACUGUAGAGGCAGACUUAUUUAAAAUAAAGAUCAUUAUUAUUAUU